Molecule: messenger RNA, 2117 nt
Organism: Xenopus tropicalis (tropical clawed frog)
Lineage: Eukaryota; Metazoa; Chordata; Amphibia; Anura; Pipidae
Gene: irak4
Product: interleukin 1 receptor associated kinase 4
Biological process (GO): signal transduction
Cellular component (GO): cytoplasm
Molecular function (GO): protein serine/threonine kinase activity; protein kinase activity; magnesium ion binding
Source: RefSeq, marked provisional
UGCCUCCAGCACUACAGCGCCUAGGUGCUCAGUACUUCUGUACUCGCUGGGUACCUGUGAGUGCCUGAGUGGCAGGGCUACAGUAUCUAUCAUAGCUGUAUAAACCAUGAGCAAAACUGUAACACCAUCUACCUACGUCCGAAACCUUAGCCAUGGAAUGCACAGGCAGCUAGCGGACCUUCUCGAUCCCCAGGAGGGAUGGAAAAAAAUAGCUGUGAAUAUAAUGAAACCUUCUGGUGAAGCAAGAUACUCACAAUUUCAUAUACGGAGAUUUGAAGGAACUGUGCAAAUGGGAAAAAGUCCUACAUGUGAAUUACUUUAUGAUUGGGGAACAACAAACUGCACUGUACAAGACCUCAAAGAUCUGCUGCAGAAGAAUGGCUUUUCUGCUGCUGCUUCUCUUCUGCUUCCUGCUAAAAAUACAGAAAAUGUAAAUGCAUCUACGAGGCCUGUUAGUUCUGCAAUAAAUGCCCCAUGUGAGAUGUCAGCAGCAGAAGUUAUUGAUACUUGCAAUCCUCACACUUACCAAAGUAAAGGACCAGAAGAAAAUGAAGUUGAUGAUUUUGAUGACAUGGGGAUUGGUAGAUUUUCUUUCACUGAGGUAAAGCAAAGCACUAAUAAUUUUGACAUUCGACCAGUAUCUGAAGGAGGCAAUAAAUUAGGAGAGGGAGGCUUUGGAGUUGUCUUCAAAGGGGAAAUAAAAGAAAAAAUUGUAGCUGUAAAAAAAUUGACAGAGCUGGUCGAUGCUAGUAUUCAGGAUCUAACAUGCCAGUUUGAACAAGAAAUCAAAAUUAUGGGCAAAUGCCAACAUGAAAACCUUGUAAAACUACUUGGUUAUUCCAAAGAUGGUGAUCAGUACUGUCUGAUAUACACAUAUAUGCCAAAUGGUUCUUUGCUGGACAGGCUAGCUUGCUUGAAUGAUACACCACCAGUAUCAUGGGUUUUGAGAUGUAACAUUGCAUAUGGAACUGCAAAUGGUAUCAAUUAUUUGCAUGAAAACAGUCAUGUGCACAGAGAUAUUAAAAGUGCAAAUAUACUCUUAGAUGAUACAUUAGUUCCAAAAAUUUCAGACUUUGGAUUAUCAAGGGCAACUGGACAGUUUUCAAAGACUAUGAUGACUGAAAGAAUAGUUGGUACAACAGCAUAUAUGGCCCCUGAGGCACUCAGAGGAGAGAUCACUAUAAAAUCAGAUAUUUUCAGUUUUGGAGUGGUACUGCUAGAAAUAAUCUCUGGUCUUGCUCCAGUGGAUGAGAAUCGUUCUCCAUCACUGCUGCUUGAUAUUAAAGAAGAAAUUGAGGAAGAGGAGAAGACUAUAGAAGAAUACACUGACAAAAAGAUGGGUGAUGUGGAACCAAAUACAUUGAAAAAAAUGUACACAGUAGCAAGCCAGUGUUUAAAUCAAAUGAAGAACAGGAGGCCUGUCAUUACAAGGGUGCUACAAAAUCUGGAAGAUAUAAAAAAUCUUGUAAGCAGUUCCUAAGCUUUCAGCACACUGAAAUCAGUUGCACAGCUUUUCUUUGGUGGGGUGAACUGUAACGUAAGAGUUUCUUAAUAUGAAUCAGCUCAGACACUUUUUUAAGGGAACAGAAGCUGAUAACAUUUUGUAGAAAUCCCAUGCUUUUCAAGGAACUAUGACAUUAAUCUGAUGCCGGUAACCAGAUGUUAUCUUGCACCAAUAGUUAUGACAGUCUAUUUUGCAGCACACUAUUACAUACCAGUAUAGCAGGCCCGGACUGACAAUCUUUUGAUUCUGGCAAAAGCCAGAGGGGCUGCUGUAAUUUGUCAUAGAUAGUCACUAUUUAGUGGGCUGGUGGGUGACUGUUUGGGCCUCUGUGUACUUGAAAUGCCAGGGCCUUCUUAAAUUGCAGUCCAGACCUGCGGUAUAGCUCUACCUUUGAUGUAAUAUGGCUAUCAUUUUGGAAGCAUGUGCUGAACAACUCAGCCAACAAUAGGGCUUGGUGCUCUGUCAAACUGAGGUCAAAUGAGGGUUCAAUCAGCAAAAAAAAAAAAUUAUAUUUGUUUUAUUGCAAAAUGAUUGUUUUACUAUGCUAAAGCAUCCUUUCUUUUUACUUAUAGAAUUGUAUUUAUAAUGGUUCAUAUUAAAAUGUUGCCUAUGA